Lactuca virosa is the source of this 408-nucleotide messenger RNA. The record is from the annotation of a GenBank genome assembly. Lineage: Eukaryota; Viridiplantae; Streptophyta; Magnoliopsida; Asterales; Asteraceae.
AUGGCACCAAAGGCAGCAGCGGAGAAGAAGCCUGCAGUGGCGGCAGAGAAGAAGCCAAGAGCCGAGAAGAAGCUCCCCAAGGACGCAUCCGCCGCCGGAGCAGACAAGAAGAAGAAGAGAAACAAGAAGUCGGUGGAGACGUACAAGAUCUACAUCUUCAAGGUUCUGAAACAGGUUCACCCCGAUAUCGGAAUCUCGAGCAAGGCGAUGGGGAUCAUGAACUCGUUCAUUAAUGACAUUUUCGAGAAAUUGGCUCAGGAAGCAUCGAAACUCGCUAGGUAUAACAAGAAGAAUACUUUAUCUUCCAGGGAAAUCCAAACAGCUGUUAGACUUGUUCUUCCUGGAGAGUUGUCUAAACAUGCUGUUUCUGAAGGUACCAAGGCUGUUACCAAGUUUACAAGCUCUUAG